Molecule: messenger RNA, 1313 nt
Organism: Hydra vulgaris (swiftwater hydra)
Lineage: Eukaryota; Metazoa; Cnidaria; Hydrozoa; Anthoathecata; Hydridae
Source: RefSeq, a predicted model, not a curated record
UUUUAAUAAACAAUAUUUUAAACAGUUUUUCAAAUAAAAACUAUUAUAUAUUAAAAACAAAUAUAAAUAAUACAAAGAUGUCAAUGAAAGAUUUAUGGGCAUUAGUUGUAACUUCAAGCAAAGACAAAAUUGGAAAAAUUAGAGAGACGGAAACUUUUGUUCCAUUUCAUUGGAUUUCCUCAGAUGAGAAAUGGUUGUUUUGGCCUCCUUUUCGAAAAGAUGAAAAAUAUACAAAGGCAAUUCCCAAUGAAGUUACUUGGAAGAAAUUUGAAAUUUUAAAAUUAAAAAUACGAGGUGAAAAAGAUUUGUGCGAAUAUGUGUUUGGAAACAGUAUUCUGUCGUCAUCAAGCGAAAAAGAGUGUGUAGUGAGUGAAAUAAAGGAUAUUGAUUUUAACAAAGUGGAAUUGCCUAAAAAACCUUCUGAAAAUAUUAUGUCACCAAUAUUUUCUUUGUCAAGUAAAUCUAAUAAAAAACAGGAAGUGUGUUUACAACCAACAUCUUGUAAAGGUUAUUCUUCUGUUUAUUUGUCACCAAUAAGUUUUGAGUCACUAUCACCUAGCCAUAAAUUAAGAUUACGUUCUCAUUCACCUGUCUCCAAAACAAGGUCAUGUUCACUCUCACCCAUCUUAAUGUCUGAAUCAGGCUCACUUUCGCCUAUUUGCAAGUCAAGAUCAAAAUCUCGCUCCCGUUCACCUGUGCAUAGCUCUAGAUCAUACUCUAAAACACAGAAUAGUUCCCAAUCAACAUUUUCAAAGUCAAAAUCUAAAGCAAAGAAACUGGUUCGAUGUAUGAAUAGUAAUUUCCCAAUGGAUGAAGCACGAUUUCAAAAAAAAACAAUAUCUCUUUUAACUUGCAUCGUUGACUUAUUGGAGAAUCGAGUUCACCAAACAAAUAACCUUGGUACAAAAGACAUGGAAAAAGUUGAUAACAUGGAUAAAUUCAAAGAACUAGAGGAGUCUUUAUCAAAAGAAGACUUUUUUUCAUUUAUGGUUGGUCAGUUGAAAAUGGUCGGUGGCAAGACAGUUCGUGAAAAUGUGAGAAAUGUCAUGAAAAGGUUAAUGUCUCACACUGUUAUGUCAUGUUUUAACAUGUUUGGAACAAAUAGACACGGACAAAAAAAACUAUCAUUUAAAGAAACAAAGAUAUGUAGUGUGGUUGUCGCGAGUGUGUUAUCAAAUCAUGAGACAACUGAAGUCGAAAUUUUGGAUUCAGUAAAAAACGUUUUAAAGUAUGCUCCAGAAAAAAAAAGAGAUGUAUAGUUUUUAAUUUAUAGAAAUAAAUCCAAGCAAAUGCAUUAUAUUUUUAUUUGAGAC